UGAAUAGUUUACCAAGAUUUGUCUAGUGGUGACAACGGUUAAAUUACAGCUGUUUGAGUAAAGUUUAACUAUUUGUUUUAUCAUCAAAUUAAAAAUGUCAAGGAUAGAAGUUAUAAAAGAAUCUUUAGAAAAAGCGUUAAAAGAUGAAAGCAAACCAUGGACCAAGUUCUUUGCAUUUGCUGAAGAAAAAACUGGAAUAAAUCGAUUAUAUCUAUUUAUUGAACUUAUGUUUGUCCUGGCAUUAUAUUUGUUAAUUGGAGCUGGACAACAAUUAGUAUGUAAUAUUAUUGGUUUUAUUUAUCCUGCAUAUUGCUCAAUGAAAGCUUUAGAAAGUCCCAAAAAGGAUGAUGAUACAAAAUGGCUAACUUAUUGGGUUGUAUUUGCACUCUUUACCAUCAUUGAAUUUUUUUCUGAACUUAUUGUUCAAUGGCUCCCUUUUUACUGGCUAUUAAAGUGUUUCUUUUACGUAUGGUUGAUGGCUCCAACAGAAUACAACGGUUCCCUGGUUAUUUAUCGACGUUUAGUACGACCAAAAUUUUUGCAAUAUCAUACCUCUUUGGACAAAUUCUUAUCCAGUGCUCGUGAUACUGCGAUAAAAACUACAGUAGGUGCAGUUCUUACCGAAAAAAAGGAUUAAUAAUAAACAUUUACUAUAUUUAUAUAUAUAGUAUAAUAUUUUUGUUUU
Messenger RNA from Polistes dominula (European paper wasp), 685 nucleotides. RefSeq names its product receptor expression-enhancing protein 5. The record is from RefSeq and is a predicted model, not a curated record. Lineage: Eukaryota; Metazoa; Arthropoda; Insecta; Hymenoptera; Vespidae.